Messenger RNA from Salvelinus namaycush (lake trout), 4141 nucleotides. It is a transcript of the gene rnf38, whose product is annotated as ring finger protein 38. The transcript has 11 exons. The coding region runs from base 1 to 1521 and encodes 506 amino acids. Lineage: Eukaryota; Metazoa; Chordata; Actinopteri; Salmoniformes; Salmonidae. The record is from RefSeq and is a predicted model, not a curated record.
AUGGAGAAUGAGGACAGCCCCAGUCCAAAGCGUCAGAGACUAUCUGGCCAAUCAGUGCUGGAUCUCUCCACGGUGGCCCCACCCUCCAACCCCUCUCCACCAAUGAGGCCGUGGGAGCUGCCCCACAGUCGCAGACCUCCCCCUAACCCCCACCCCCACUACCACCAGGAGCGCUGCCAUACACCUGUCAGACACAGACACAGUCCUCCAGCGCGUCGCCAGCGUGGCCGUCUCUCCCGUACCCCCCGUCACCACCCUCCUCCUCCUCCUCCCCACCACCCCUCCCCUCCUCCCCCCUCCAUCCGACUGGACCCCCAGGACCAAAGCUACCGCCACCACUACCCUCACCCCCACCAGAGCUACCCUCACCCCCCUCCUCCCCCCUACGGCCAGCCCCCAGCCCCUGCCGGAGGGGGCGUGGAGGAACCUCGAGCGUUCCACCCCCCCGCCCUGUCUCCACGGUUACUGCACCCCGCUGUCCAUCAUUCUCAUCAAGCGGCUCACCACCACACACAGCAGCAAGGAACCAUGGUCAUGGACCUACAUGAACAGGCCUCAGUCCCAGUCUCCUACACGGUGACUCCUGUCCCUUCUCAUCAUGGUCUGGUAACUCCUCUGUAUACAGGACAGCACCUCCCUCCUGUCUGCUCCUCUCAACAACAGAUCCCAGCCUGCAGUGUGGUCUUCAGUACAGGACAACACUACCACCCUAUGCUGGGGGCGUGUUCGGUGCAGCAUUUACCUGUACCCUACUCCUUUCCCUCCCUCCUCUCCAGUGAUCCCCCUUUCCUCCUCCCCCCUCCCCACCUCUCUCACCACCCCCCCCACCUCCCUCCACCUGGACACUUCCUUCCCUUCCCGACACAACAGUCCAGAUCGCCGUUGCAGAGGAUAGAGAACGAGGUGGAGCUGCUUGGAGAGCACCUGUCUGUGGGAGGGGGGUUCAACUACCCUCAUGGAGCACACCACCCCUCCUCCCUUCCCCCCUCCACACCCCUCCAGUUCCUGUCUCAUCACGACUCCCUGUCACAGGAGCUGUUCGGAGUGCCGUACCCCCACUUCAUGCCUCGGCGAAUCACAGGGCGUCGUUACCGCUCCCAGCAGACCGUGCCCCCGGCCCCCUACCACCCAGGCUUCCUGCCUUACUUCCUGUCGAUGCUUCCAGUGGUUCCUACAGUCGGUCCUACCAUCAGUCUAGAGUUAGAUGUGGAUGAUGGAGAGGUAGAGAACUAUGAAGCCCUGUUGAACCUAGCAGAGCGUCUGGGCGAGGCCAAACCCAGAGGACUGACCAAGGCUGACAUAGAACAGCUUCCCUCCUACCGCUUCAACCCCAACAACCACCAGUCAGAACAGACACUGUGCGUGGUGUGUAUGUGUGACUUUGAGUCCCGUCAGCUGCUAAGAGUCCUGCCCUGUAACCACGAGUUCCACACCAAGUGUGUUGACAAGUGGCUGAAGGCUAACAGAACGUGUCCUAUCUGUCGGGCGGACGCCUCCGAGGUCCAGCGGGAUUCUGAAUGACCUAUGACCCCCACAGAUCUAGGGUCUGCUCAGCCUCUCCACAUCCUAACCUGACGCAUUAGGGAAGGAAACGCAACGCAACAGACCUUAGAUCAGUGUCUGGGAGCGAUGUCCGUCCCCCCUCUCCUCCGCCAAGUGAACUCUUUAAGAAAUAGACUCUGCCUUCUUCCUAUGAUGAUGUUAUUCUAGUAAUGGCCUUUUGACUGACACACACACACACACACACACACACGUAUGUACGAGGGGCAGUUGGACUUUUCCCCCUUUGUACUGUCUUACCUUCCUGCGUGAUGAUUGGAUUUGUCUUCUGAACGCUGUGGAGACACUCAGUUGGACUGUGUUGUUGUCCUGACUAACCCAGUGGAGAAUAUGGAAGCCCAAAGAUUCUGACUAUUAUGACAUCAUCGUUGUUAUUGCUAUUGUUAAUAUUCUGUUCGUGAUGAAUCAUUCAGAACCUGGAUUGAGAUGUGUUUUCACUAGUGGGGUUAUUAUGGUUUAUAAAGGCGCUUUUUCUUCAUUUACCUUUUUAAAGUGUGUGUGUGUGUGUGUGCUGUUGUACUCCUACAAAACACAUCUACAAUGUGUGUCCAACUGAAAUCUAGAGAGAAUGGAGGACAGUACAAUCUUUACAUUGUUGUUAGUAUUGGUUUAAGAUCUGGGUAGAGGAAGGUGUGCAGAAAUACAGUGUUGUCAGUAAUCGGGAAAGUGUGUGUAUUAUUUAUGCAGUGCAGUACACUGGCCUCCUGCUCACACUGCCGUUUCCGCUCUGAUUGGUCCAUGCUGUGCACUGAGACAGGAAGUGUUUCAUGAGGAAGGGGAGGGGCUUCCAGGGAGGAGAAGGGCAACAGAACCAGGGUAGUUGAGGAGGAUGGGGCGGGCCUUCUCCCUCAUCACUGCUGUCUCUGUAUCACUGUCUCUUUUUCCUCUCCCAGUCCACCCCCCCCCUCUCUCUCUCUCCCAGUCCAUCCCCCCCCCUCUCUCUCUCCCAGUCCAUCCCCCUCUCUCUCUCUCUCUCUCUCUCUCCUUUUCUGUUCACUCACUCCAUGUUUCAGAGAGAUGGAUCAGCCUCCGUUAUCUCAGCUUACUCACGCUGAAUGCACACCCCCACGCAGCAAAGGAGUGUGUGCGCUGAUAUGAAUCGAUGCUAAACGUCCGACAUUUGUUUUAUUGGUCAGUUACUUAGGAAGAAAUAUGAUAGUGGUCAAAUCUGAAGUGAAACCAUAUUCUAGCAUAUCUGUAUCUAUAUAUUGGUUCCAAGACCAAAAGUAAUGAACUAUCUGGAGAAUAGGGGUGUCAUUUUGAGAUACAACCAACGUUGUUCACUGGUCGUUCAGAUCACAUUGAGAAGGUGAGAUUAUCUGAAGUAUAGUUUUAAGGCACAUAAUGAUGAUGAUUUUAGUGUGGUAGCAUCACAGUUAGGGUUUAACUCCUUGGUAAAAAGGGACAUAUGUUUAGCCUGUCGACCACGAGUGAGAAAGAUCAGUGCCUGGUUUCACUCAUUCGUUCACAACCACAAUGACUCUUCUAUUCAGUCUCCAUUCAUCCCCUCUUCCUCCUCUAGGAUGCUUCUCACCCCCCCCCUCUUUCUCUCUGUCCCUUCUUCACCCCCCCCCCCCCCCUGUUUUCCACUGUGUCCUCUGUCUACCCAGUGUCUUUAGAAGUAGUCCUUAACUGCUGUCAUAAGCCCUACAUAAGGCUGUCUUAACAUGCACAAUGUCACCCUAUGUCAAGUUUAUGUCCUGGCUUGGCUUCCUACUGCCCUUCACCCACACGGUGUCACGAUUCAUGUUCUAUGUCAGGCUCACAGCAACCUUAUGUAGGCCUUACGACAGUCUUAUGUAGGCCUUACGACAGCUAGCAGAAGGGACAGGUUUAUUAAACCAUGUCAGCCAGGCACCUGCAGUGUCUUAAUAUGUAAGAGAUGCCUUUUAAAAGCCAGAUUUACCCUCCUUAAAGCCAUGUCACCAAUAGGUGGGUUAAUGACCUUUUAGAUCAGCGUUUAGCUGGGACAAGGUCUUCACCCUACAUGUUUCAAAUAAACCAUUCUCUCCAGUGUCCAAUGUUGUCAUUGUCAGCACGGCGUUUUAAAGGCAAAAAAGUAAAUAGUUAUUGGCCGUAGCCGUGGCAACGGGGUUUGAAAAAGCUUCCGUUUUCCUGGUUUUGUUUCCUGGUUUUAAAGGUGUUAUACUGUCGUCAUGGCGUCCAUUUUGUGUCAUAGGAUUCUAAUUAUUGUUAUUGUUUCUCCUGCUUGGUACACUACUAGCAGUUACCUCAUUGUCUCCUGAUGUAUAUUCACAUAAGAAUAUAGGACAUUGUUUAUUUUUUCCUCUUGCUAUUUGUCGUUGGGUUGUUUUUAAUACAAAGUGUUUUAUCAUUUAUUAAUAACAUGACGUCGGUAGCUUUCUUCUUCAUAAUGUAUCAUAUCUGUAACCAAAAUCAUUUGAAGGCUUGAUAUUGCAAAUUUUUAACAAACAUUUGUACAUUUUUAAUGAGAGUUAUUACUAGUAAGGCGUUACUAAGUGGUGAAAUGAAUUGUUAUUUUUAAUCCCUGUCCCCAGUCUUUUUGGAUUUCAAAGGCUGGUUCUAUAAUAAAUGUAGAAUUGCCAACUCAUGGACUGUU